This is a messenger RNA of Acanthamoeba castellanii str. Neff, 288 nucleotides long. RefSeq lists its product as uncharacterized. NCBI's taxonomy places the organism in Eukaryota, Discosea, Longamoebia, Acanthamoebidae. The record is from RefSeq and is a predicted model, not a curated record. The transcript has 3 exons. Bases 1 to 288 code for a protein of 95 amino acids.
AUGAAGGUCGCUUUCGUUCUCCUCCUCGCUUUCCUCGCUGUGGCCCUCGCCACCCCCUAUGGCCGCAUGAGGCCCGUCAAGACCGUUCCCAACUGGGUCGACACCGGAGCUAAGGUUGACGCCCCCUUCGAUUGCACCAUCGAGCUCGGUAUUCAGUGCGCGUCGGUCAUCGCCGGCUGCGCCAGCCAGUGCACCAGCUUCAGCACCCAGUGCCUCGACUGCGUCGGCAGCGCCGCCUCGACCUGCUGCCCCUGCCUCCAGGCCGCCUUCCCCAACUUCCCCUGCUAG